This is a messenger RNA of Penicillium argentinense, 1263 nucleotides long. RefSeq lists its product as uncharacterized. Bases 1 to 1263 code for a protein of 420 amino acids. The record is from RefSeq and is a predicted model, not a curated record. NCBI's taxonomy places the organism in Eukaryota, Fungi, Ascomycota, Eurotiomycetes, Eurotiales, Aspergillaceae. The transcript is spliced from 2 exons.
AUGAGCGCUAAAGAGUUUUUGGCCAAUGUUGAAAGCGGCAUCGUGUCUGUGAAUUGCCACGAGGAUGUCUUACGGAUCGCAUUCAUCUAUCUAGAUGAGGGGCUGUGGACUGACAACGGGGUAUUCGAUGUGGUGGACAAGCUGCACGCGAAUGGCUGGUCCUUUGCAGCAGCCAUCUACCGCUAUUCCUCGCAACUGGAUGGGGACUUUCCCACCUUCUCUGAUUUUCCUGCCUUCUAUAGCGCCCACCACGCUCUCCUGCACUCCUGCGCCUGGCGCUCAUACUACUCCACGCACUUCCUCGCCCAGCGCACCACAGCGUGCUUUUAUCGCCCACCUGACCUCCAGGACCUCCCCGACUCCUCCUCCCCGCUAGGCAUGCCGCACCACGGUACGGUAUCCGCACACGUCCUGAAACUCCCCCGCUGGGCCUACAGUGUUGAGCGCACGCGACGUAGGCAGCCCUUUCUGCCAUGUGAAACUCUUACUGCACUAGCCCUCCGCACGCUGGAGGCAACCAUGACACGCCUGCACACGGCCUGCCCCAGCGCACCUCCCUAUUCGGAAUCACAUGCGCGCUUCUGGCUCGACUACUUUACUCCUGAUCCAUCUCCAUCUCGUCUGGCUAAUAAACCUUCUCGGGAAGAUUGGUGGCCUAAUAGCUUUGGGAUAUUGGUCGCACAGGGAAAGUAUGAUAUACACUGGUCGGAAGCAGAGUAUUCCGCACAGGCAUCGGGAGGAGAGGUUGCCGAGGGAGAUGGCGAGUUGAAGCAGGUGAUAUGGUGUGGGUUGCCCGAUGGAGGGAUUGGAGUGCAGGCGUGGUGGAGGGGUUGGGAGGAAGAGGUCGGAAGCGAGGAGGAGGUGGAGUUCCUAGCCGCUGUUGCAGUUGAGGAGAUAGCUGGGCUAGGACUAGAAGGAAUGGAUAUGGAUGAGUUGGACUUGUCAAUCCGUUCACAUAUACUAAUAGCGGUUAUGCAGGCUGCGGUGAAGGAUGGGCAGGAGAGGGAAUGUUUCCUGGGGGAGCUGGAGAGGCGGAUGGUGCAGAAGGGGAGAAUUAGCAAGGAGAGGGCAGGGAGGUGGGCCAAGGAGGCCUUGGGGGUCAUGGAGCCGUAUGUACGAAUAUGGCAGGGCGUGUGGCCUGGUGCAGAGGAGAGAGGGGAGAUGAUGCGGCGGAUCUUGGUGGAGAAUGCGCAGCUCUUUGCACGCUGGAGAGUGUCACAUCUUUCGAAGCAGUUCAGUUUUGAGCUGGGACCGAGGGAGUAA